Molecule: messenger RNA, 2061 nt
Organism: Fusarium vanettenii 77-13-4
Lineage: Eukaryota; Fungi; Ascomycota; Sordariomycetes; Hypocreales; Nectriaceae
Exons: 3
Coding region: 1-2061 (686 amino acids)
Source: RefSeq, a predicted model, not a curated record
AUGUUGUCGUCGGAUCCUUAUCCACCCACCGCUCACUUUGCUGCAACCAAGUAUCAGCGACCAGAAGGAAUCGCACCUCCCGAGACAUGGCAUACUCAGAACAGUCACCGCCUGGGCCUCCAGUCCACUACCAUGCCCUUUCAGCUGCAUCUUCACCCCCCCGAAACGGACAGAGAUGGCCUCAGCACUUCGCCCACAGGCCAACCGAAGAAUGCUGAGCCGCAUACCUUUGGACAAGGUUAUAGCCUGAAUCAAUGGUCGUUUAUGAAAGAGACCGUCGGUUGGAGUGUUUGCCUCGCCGACCUUGCUGCCAUUGCCUUGCCGACUGCUUUCCUUAUCGUCGCAAUCUGGGUGCUGCUUCUGGAUGAGAAACCCAUUGAGAGCCUCGCUCUUCAAAGAUGGCAAAAUGCAAUCACAGCGUUGGCGACGGCGUUUCCCAUCAUCUUUGCCUUGACAGUCGGCCGUCUCGUCUAUGAGAGGGCUCGAUGGAGGCCUGAAAAAGGAGCUACGCUUGGCUCGCUCGAGCAACUGAUCGGCAGUCGGACCUUUGGAUCUACCAUUGUCACACUACGACACCAUCGGGCCUCGAUAACCCUCAGCAUCGUGUUGGUCUUAGUCUGGACCCUCUCACCGCUUGGUGCGCAGUCCAUGUUACGAAUGCUUGAAUCACGCCUUGAGCCACGGGUCCAGGACUCAACUGUCAUACACUUUGAUACUGAUGCUCCAACCCAACAAUCAUGCAUGAUGCCAUCCACUCGUGACGGCUCAGCGGGUUUGGCUGCUAUGGUAUCUUAUGUGAGGACUAUGUUCGGUGCCGUGUUGCUUUCGCCAUCAACCACCAAGCUCGAUUCGAUGGAUAUCUGGGGAAAUUUCAAAGUCCCCAUCUUGAAUUCAGCUAGUAUCUCGGUGGGCAAUAAGACGUUUCAUCUCGAAUCAAGUUACGUGGAUCUUAGCUGCAGCAACAUCAGCAAAAGUGCGACCUUUACACAGGAUGUCACCUUCGAUUGGCAAAACUGGAACUCGUUUCCACUUCAAAAUGGGACCUGGUACGGUUUCAAUACGUCCAGCACUCUAGACCGAUCUUCUGCGCCUUGGGCCAUAGCAUUGGAUAGGUUCGUCGAUGACUUCUGGAGCGGCUUUGGUGUUCACUCGCAUAGAUCUAAGCAGAACAUGUACUGCAGACCAGCCCUAUUCAAGAAUGAAACUGGGAUAGAUGCGGGACUGUCGAGGCUUUACUUCCAGGCUAAGCUCGGUGCUUCUGAAGCUUUGUCCUCGGCCGGACUCACGGCCUAUUGUGAUGUUCACCAGAGAUACGUUGAAUCCCGAGUCACCUGCCGGCCGUCAGAUAUGGGGGGACAGCAGAAUUGCUCUGUCACCGCCCAGCGAGCGUCACAACGGUCUCAUCCCCCUGACUCGAUAUCGCAUUUGUCCAUCCCUUGGGUUUUCCGGUAUAUUUCAAGAGAAAUACCGUUGACGACGGCACCGCAAAACUCUGCUCACCCGGGGUUUAUUUUGCAGUACCUGGACAAUCCGGGCAUUGGAAAUUUCACCAUGAUUCAGCAACAGCGCAUGUUCGAGCACGUUGAUGCCGACCUCUUCAGCCGACGACUCAGCCAAGUAAUCAACACGUACAUCCUCCUGAGUCAAAUGUUCCUUCAAGCAACGGGCGUCAGCGCCGAGUCUGCUGGUACGACAGAUUGGAACGUGGUCGCUCCGGCCCAAGUCAGUACCUUGAUCGAGACCUUUUCGGUUCCACGACUGUGGAUUGGGUUUUGCCUUCUGUCGUGUCUGAUUCUCCUAAUCUAUGGGGUUCUGAGCGCGAUCCUGACGCGGCUCUCAGCUAGACCAGACAUUCUAGGCUACGCCUCCACACUCAUCCGCGACUCGAGGUACAUCGACACACCGCAAGAGGUGGGUAGAAUGGAGGGAGCUGACGUUUUGAGGAAGAUGGGGGACCUACGGAUCAGGUAUGGGUUCGUCCGGGAAAGCCCAGAGGGACAAAUCAGAAGUCGAGUUGGGCUGCAAGAAGAGACGCAGCCACUCAAGCUCCACCGCGGUUAA